AGCAACAAUUGACAGAUAAAUCAGAGGCCAUUAAGGUCUCUUUAGAACUUUAUAAAUAAGCGAGAGGAAGUGAGAAGUGAAGUGAAUUACUCAAUUUAUAAUUAAAUAUUGUAAAAUAAGCUCAUAUUUAUGACUCACUAAAGCUUCCAUCUUAAACAUCAAUGGUUACAGAAUCAGAGAAAUGUAGGGCUGGAAGGUCAUCAAGGCCAACCCCCUGCAUGGAGACAAGACCAAGUAAACCUAGACCAUCCCUGACAGCCUAUAUCACAGUACAGCAAUAUCCCACCAUAGCAUCUAUUAAAUAUGGCACAUCUGCACUUCUUGAUUGUAUAUUUGAUUUCCAGUUUCUAUCAGAGGCUGAAAUUGAAGUCGACUGGUAUAUUCAAUUGCUGCUUUUUAAUGAUUCCAUGAAGAAAAUAACCAUGUCUUCAAAGAUGUUGCCUUUAAACCAAAGUGCUUCGUUGUCAAGGGAUGAUGGAAAAUACAAGCUCACAGGCAAUCUUCUAAAAGGCGUAGUCUUCUUAGAAGUGAAGAAUCUUCAACCACGGGACGUUGGUCUGUAUACCUGCAAAGUGGCACGCCUGAUACCACCGCCAUACCUAGAAGGAAGUAGCAAUGGAACUUAUAUCUGUGGAAUAGAAGAUACAUUGCAAGAUUCCUGCAAGUCAUCAGAAACUAAAUUUGUCAUAUGCUUGGGGACCCUGGCAGCCUAUACAUUUGUGAUCAUCAUGGCUACCAUAAUUUAUGUACUGGUUAGAAGAAAAUCUACCUGCACAAGUUCUCCACUGCCAAGCAGAGACUCUCUGAUAUACGUGGAUAUGAAUUUUGCAAAAGAAAGCACUGCAACCACCAUGAACCCCUGCAUUAUGAAGCAGUCUGAUGAACUAGUGAACACGGUAAAGGAGCCAUUCAGCUUGAUGGAAGAGCAAGGCCCGAACCAGUUGCAUGUCUUAGUGAUUCUGAGUCACUUUUCUCAACAGUAA
Messenger RNA from Mauremys mutica (yellowpond turtle), 983 nucleotides. RefSeq names its product sodium channel subunit beta-2-like. Gene Ontology annotation, biological process: T cell receptor signaling pathway; regulation of T cell proliferation. Bases 162 to 983 code for a protein of 273 amino acids. The record is from RefSeq and is a predicted model, not a curated record. Gene Ontology annotation, cellular component: external side of plasma membrane. NCBI's taxonomy places the organism in Eukaryota, Metazoa, Chordata, Testudines, Geoemydidae. The transcript has 5 exons.